Parascedosporium putredinis is the source of this 2541-nucleotide messenger RNA. Lineage: Eukaryota; Fungi; Ascomycota; Sordariomycetes; Microascales; Microascaceae. The record is from the annotation of a GenBank genome assembly.
AUGUGGGGUUAUCUUACCAGCGAUAAGCAGCUUUUGGUGGGGUGCGACAGGUCGGGCAACGCGUCGUCGCGAAAGUUUCAGGGCCGGGGCGAUGAGACGCCCAGGGACCGGUCGCAGCGGGAUGCGACACCCAUCGACAUGCAAGAAGACCCGGACAACUUUGCGCUAGAUCGCGACUGGUAUGCGGGCGAUGACGGCGGCGGCCAUCCGCUCGGGGACGAGUUCUACAACCCCUUUGGCUCAUACGACGAGUCGUCAACCGGUCUCGGCAAUUCGCGAUCCUCAGGGCCACAUGGCGGUCGCGAGCAAGAAGGAAGCAAGGUGGUCAAGGACGCGAGGCAGCAGAGGGAACGAGCGCGACAGGCGCAGCAAGCGACGAGCAUGGCGGGCACCAUGCUCGGAAAAGUCAUGGGCGUCCGAGACGAGGAUGACGAUGCCGACAACGCACUCGUGGGCGGGGAGGACCAGAACGGCGGCGGCAAGAAGGUGAGGCCGAGCCUUAAGCCCAAGGACGACCAGGGGAAGAGCGGCGGGGCCAGCAAUUUCAGCCAGACCAAGUCGCUGAGGGAGCAGCGGGAGUUUCUGCCGGCCUUUUCCGUGCGGGAGGAACUGUUACGGGUCAUACGCGAAAACCAGGUCGUCAUCGUGGUGGGAGAGACGGGCUCCGGCAAGACGACGCAACUCACGCAGUAUCUCUAUGAGGAAGGCUACGGUCAACACGGCAUCAUUGGGUGUACUCAGCCCAGGCGUGUGGCUGCCAUGAGCGUCGCCAAACGUGUGGCGGAGGAGAUGGAGGUGCCCCUGGGCUCCAUCGUCGGCUACUCGAUCCGCUUUGAGGAUUACACGAGCAAAGAGACGAUUAUCAAGUAUUUGACGGACGGCAUCUUGCUGCGAGAAUCAAUGGCCGACUCCCAGCUGGACAAGUACUCGUGCAUCAUCAUGGACGAAGCGCACGAAAGAGCGCUCAACACCGAUAUCCUCCUAGGCUUGUUCAAAAAGAUUCUCCAGCGCCGGCGCGACUUGAAGCUGAUUGUCACAACGUUCCCGGUCGACAUCAUGUUCCACAAGUCGGCUGUCGAAGACUACGUCGAUCAAGCCGUGCAGCAGGUACUCGGCAUCCACGUGUCGCAAGACAGCGGCGAUAUCCUCGUCUUUAUGACGGGACAGGAGGAUAUCGAGGUGACGUGCGAGCUCGUGCAGAAGCGCCUGGAUGCGCUGAAUGACCCUCCAAAUUUGACGGUCGACGGCAUCAAGUACGUCGUGGAUGCGGGCUUCUCCAAGCUUAAAGUGUACAAUCCGAAAAUCGGCAUGGACACGCUCCAAAUCACGCCCAUCUCGCAGGCCAACGCGUCGCAGAGAGCGGGCCGAGCAGGGCGAACCGGGCCGGGUAAGGCGUACCACUUGUUUACGGAAAAGUCGUUCAAAGAGGAGCUAUACAUACAGACCAUUCCCGAGAUUCAGAGGACGAAUCUUGCCAAUACGGUCCUUCAGCUCAAGGCCCUCGGUGUCAAGGAUCUCUUGGACUUUGACUUUAUGGACCCGCCCCCGCAGGAUACCAUGACAACGUCCAUGUACGACCUAUGGGCGCUCGGGGCCUUGGAUAACUUGGGCGAUCUCACAGAGCUCGGGCGAAAGAUGAGCAUGUUCCCGAUGGAGCCUUCCCUGUCGAAGCUGCUCAUCACGUCGCUUGAGUACGGCUGCAGCGAGGAAAUGAUUACCAUCGUGUCCAUGCUCUCGGUCCCCAACGUCUUUUACAGGCCAAAGGAAAGGCAAGAGGAAGCGGACGUGCAGCGUGAAAAGUUUUGGGUGCACGAAUCCGACCAUCUCACGUUCUUGCAGGUCUACUCGGCGUGGAAGUCGAACAAAUUCUCGGAUGGAUGGUGCACGCGGCACUUUUUGCAUUCCAAAUCCCUGCGCAAGGCCAAGGAGGUCCGGGAGCAGCUCGUCGAUAUCAUGAAUGCGCAAAAGAUGGCGCUCACGAGCUGCGGCACGGAUUGGGACAUUAUCAGGAAGUGCAUCUGCUCGGGCUACUACCACCAGGCGGCCAAGUACAGGGGCUCCGGAGAGUACAUGAACUUGCGCACCAACGUGGCGGUGCAACUGCAUCCGACCAGCUCGCUCUACGCGAGCCACCCGCCAGAUUACAUCGUCUACCACGAGCUGAUUCUCACGGCCAAGGUGUACGUCUCCACGGUGACGGCAGUGGACCCGCACUGGCUGGCGGACCUGGGUGGCGUAUUCUACUCGGUCAAGGAGAAGGGCUACUCGGUAACGCAGAAGAAGAUGAUUGAGACGGAGUUCAACAGGAGGAUGGAGAUUGAGGCCAAGAUGGCCGAGGAUAAGAAGCGCGCCGAGGAGGAGGAGGAAGAGCGGGAGCAGCGCUUGGGAGAUAAGCGGUGGCUCGAAGACACGGGCGCGGGGCCGAGCAAGAAGGCGUCCAAGGCGGGCGCGGGGGCCGGCGGUGGUGAGGACAGGAAGAUUGUGCAGCGGGGCGCGGUGCGCAAGGUUGUGAGGAAGAAGGGCGGUUUCAGACCGUACUGA